CCACGCUCUCCUCGCGAGCACGUUUUUCGUAACUGCUGCUCCAAUUAAAAAGUAUUAACUUAUUAUUUCAUCUCAUCGAAAAGAUAAGACUACUGGACUUAUCUUUUCCUCGUAUUUUGCCAUUGUGAUAGUUUGUUUUGUGCUGGAGAGAGAAAAAAGAGUGAAGAGAUUGACAAUUUGGGUUAAUUUUAUUGCGGGUUUAGUUUAACUAUUAAUUAAUUAUUACUCCGUCGGUUAAUUCGACGAUUUUUAUUUCUUUCUUCUCAUUGUUGGACGUCGUAGUGGAAAACACUACAUCACCAGCCCUUCAAAAUUCCGCACGCUACAAGGAUGAACGGUACCUGUAAAAUGAACGGAGAGUCGGAAGGAUGUAAUAAUUCUUCCUCCAGUGGCGACAGUGGUGGUGACCUCGUUGAUGGGGUUUCCUGCGCCGACAUGUUCCGCAACAAGGAGGGGUUGACGUACAACGACUUCAUCAUCCUCCCCGGAUACAUCGACUUCAUCCCGAACGAAGUCACUCUUCACGCCAAGUUGACGCGAAAUAUCGGACUCAACUGUCCCCUCGUAUCGUCCCCCAUGGACACUGUGACCGAGUCGGAAAUGGCCAUCGCCAUGUCGCUGUCUGGUGGAAUCGGAAUCAUCCACCACAACUGCACUCCCGAAUUCCAAGCGCAGGAAGUUCUGAAAGUGAAGAAAUACAAGCAUGGUUUCAUCCGCGACCCUGUCGUCCUAUCCCCGUCACACACGGUGCGUGAUGUUUUCGCUAUAAAAAAGCAGUACGGUUUUUCGGGCACUCCAAUCACAGAAAAUGGAAAAUUGGGCGGAAAACUGAUGGGGAUUGUGACAUCGAGGGACAUUGAUUUCUUUGAAGGACGAAUGAACGUCACUCUUGACGAAGUCAUGUCAACUGACCUUGUCACAGCGGGAGCAAAUGUCAAAUUGGCAGAGGCAAACCACAUCAUGGAGAAGUCUAAGAAGGGCAAACUCCCGAUUGUGAAUGAGGACUACGAAUUGGUCGCACUUAUUGCUAGAACGGAUUUGAAAAAGGCUAGAAGUUUUCCGAACGCAUCGAAAGAUGCGAAUAAACAAUUGAUCGUUGGCGCAGCAAUUGGGACGAGGGAGUCGGAUCGAGAGAGGUUAGAGGGGUUGGUUGCGGCUGGGGUGGAUGUGGUCGUGUUGGAUUCUUCACAAGGAAAUUCGUCGUAUCAGAUUGAAAUGAUAAAGUUCAUAAAAGCGAAAUACCCAAAUCUUGACAUUGUCGCAGGAAACGUUGUGACUACGUCUCAAGCAAAGAAUCUAAUUGAUGCUGGUGCGGACGGGCUUCGUGUUGGGAUGGGAAGCGGGUCAAUCUGUAUUACGCAAGAGGUCAUGGCCGUUGGGCGCGCACAGGCUACCGCUGUUUACAACGUUGCAAAAUACGCAGCUCAGUUCGGAAUCCCGAUCAUUGCGGAUGGUGGGAUUCAAAGUGUGGGGCAUAUUAUUAAGGCGCUGUCUCUGGGGGCAAGUACGUGCAUGAUGGGAUCCAUGUUAGCUGGAACAACGGAAGCACCGGGCGAGUACUUUUUCGCGGAUGGGGUCCGUCUCAAAAAAUAUCGUGGGAUGGGUAGUCUUGAGGCGAUGGAGAGGAAAGAUGCUACUUCGUCAACUAGUGGGGGUAAAGGGGGUACCUCUGCAGCCAUGAACCGCUACUUCCACUCUGAAGGAGACCGCAUGAUGGUGGCGCAGGGCGUGUCGGGCUCUAUUGUCGACAAGGGCUCCGUUCUUCGCUUCCUGCCCUACCUCGAAAGUGGGAUUCGACACGGAUGUCAGGACAUGGGCGUCCGAAGUUUGUUUGAACUUCGAGACUUUACUUACAAUGGAAAACUACGGUUCGAGCGCCGAACGACAUCUGCACAAUUGGAGGGUGGGGUGCAUGGAUUGUACAACUAUGAGAAGCGACUCUUUUGAUAUGAGGCAUCCUCCGAGGGACCCGGUUCGGUGCGGAAGAAGACAUAAUUUUUGGACCGUUUUACUGAAUUGUUGAAAUUAAUUUACACAACUUACGUGCUUCCCACGCCCAAAGAAUUGUAUAAAUCUCAAAUUUUUUAUGAAUUCGUUGAUUAAUUGUAAUGGUUUAUGUAAUUUUGUGAGAAUUUGUUGGAAUUAUUUACAGGAAUCUCAAUUUAUAGAAUCUGAAAAUCUGUACUGUUUCCUUUAAUCGUUAGUUAUCCAUCCGUUUGUUAUUUUUACGAUUUUUGUACUUAAUACGUUUGAUUGCAAUUAUGCAAAACUGUUAAUUAAGCAACUGCCAGGAUUAAUUAGUAUUAAUUAUCUUGACAUUUUUCUCUCCGAUGUUUGUUUGUUAUCCAAAGCGUAUUACUAAUUUCGUCCAAGUGUUUUGGUUUGCGAUCCGUUUAUCUGAUUUGUUUUUUGUAUGUAAAACUUUGUUAGUUAGUUGACAAAAACAACUAUGUAUUAAUGACCAAUCUAAACAUUUAACCAAAAUGAAAGGCAGGGUCUUCUAUCUAUCUUAUCAUCGCUUCCCUCUUGCUGUGUAUACAUACAUAAAUCAGGAUAUACAAAAAAUAUACUAUUGUGAUUUGAAAUAUGCAAUCAAUCAGAACCAGAAGAUAAAGAAUCAGGAAUUCGAAUCUUAACCUACGAUGGAUUUGUAUCGUCGUUACCAAUUUUGUAGUCAGAACAGACUAGAAAAGGUAGUCAUAAAUUAAUUAGAAAAAUAGCGACAUAAAUUUAGUAACUAACUUUUGAGAAGCUAUUUUACUGCGAAAAUGGUACUUGUAGUAGUCAUUCACGUUAAAUAGCAAUGCAUAACACUUAACUAUGCACGCUAAUUUAUGCAGACAUGCGAACGAUUUAUUUUGAAUUUUAGACAGCCUAUUCACGAAAAUAUUGUAACAUUAUAAAUCUUGUAAAGUUUAGUGCCAAACAAAAUGAGUUUAUGCAAUUUUGCAAAAAUUUGAUACAUUAGAGCAAGUAAAUAGUUGCUCUUCAUUUUGCACAUUUUACAACUUUACAAAGCUGACGUGAAUAAUUCGAAGCUUGGAAUCACUAUCUCUCGAUAAAAAAAGAUAUGUGCCAAGAUUUUCGCAAAAAUAUUGGUUAUGUUCGCAAAAUUAGACUUUGAUUCAGUUUCCUAUGUCACGCAAUUUCUCUUCCUGUCACCGCCACGCUUUUUAUUAUUAUGAUGAUAUAUUCUCUGUUAAUUAAAUAUGCAAUGAACAUGAAUAAAAUAUUUUGUAUGAAAACAA
This is a messenger RNA of Folsomia candida, 3248 nucleotides long. It is a transcript of the gene ras, whose product is annotated as inosine-5'-monophosphate dehydrogenase. The record is from RefSeq and is a predicted model, not a curated record. The transcript has 9 exons. Bases 331 to 1947 code for a protein of 538 amino acids. Gene Ontology annotation, cellular component: cytoplasm. Gene Ontology annotation, molecular function: IMP dehydrogenase activity. NCBI's taxonomy places the organism in Eukaryota, Metazoa, Arthropoda, Collembola, Entomobryomorpha, Isotomidae. Gene Ontology annotation, biological process: GTP biosynthetic process.